Ostrea edulis (European flat oyster) is the source of this 2853-nucleotide messenger RNA. RefSeq names its product toll-like receptor 4. Gene Ontology annotation, cellular component: membrane. Gene Ontology annotation, biological process: immune response; toll-like receptor signaling pathway. Bases 117 to 2714 code for a protein of 865 amino acids. Lineage: Eukaryota; Metazoa; Mollusca; Bivalvia; Ostreida; Ostreidae. Gene Ontology annotation, molecular function: transmembrane signaling receptor activity; protein binding. The transcript has a single exon. The record is from RefSeq and is a predicted model, not a curated record.
UAUUAAUACUACAGCUUAAAGUAGAAACGUUGAGAUGAAAUUAUACACAGAGAUCGUGUUACAAGUACUAAACCACUUAAACAAACUCUUACUCAAAACUUCCUUAUCGUUUGGCCAUGUUUAUUAGAAUGAAGACAACCACGAAGUACGGAGUUAUGUAUCGAGCAUUGAUAUUUCUUAGUUUGGGAUUAGCUCAGAUAUAUGAUGGAAUUAGUGAUAUGGAGCCAUGUCAUUUCAAUAAUGCAACAUGUGCGUGUAAUCGACUGGAAGAAGGUAUAGAAGUGAAUUGUAGAAAAAGACGUUUAGAAGAAAUUCCAAAAUUCGAAACAAACGUGAUUUGGAUAGACCUUAGUCAGAAUCAAAUUCAAAGUAUUCAAUCAAAUGGAUUGCCAAAGCGUCUCACAUAUCUAGAUAUAUCUUGGAAUGACAUACAAAAUUUAUCUGGAUAUCCAUUCAGGAAUCUAACCGAACUUCGUUUCUUAAAUCUAGAAGGGAACUUUAUAAAAAUAGAUAACUAUUAUGAAGGAAUGUUUGAACAUUUAACAUCCUUGGAGACAUUAAACAUGAAAUGGAAUGAUAAAGAUAUGAAGAUAAAUGUAAUACCUGAGCAUGUUUUUGCAGAACUUCGCUCUCUUUCGAUUCUCAGAAUUGAUGGACCCAAAAAUGUAACUUUCGGAGAAAGAUUUACAGCUCUACAGCAUUUGAAAGUAUUGGACUUAUCAGGAAUGUCGGGAUUUUGUAACCUUGUAUAUGUACGAUACGACACGUUUGAGAAUCUUCCAUAUCUAAGGGUGUUAGAUAUUUCCAAUUGCAGUAUCCGGGAUAUUGAUGAAGGUUCAUUUAGUGUAUUGCCUAAUUUACAGUAUUUAAACAUAUCUUAUAAUCGUCAACUCGGUUUUGCGUCUUUGCCGAACAUCACGAUUGAUUUAAACAAAACGCAGAUAAAAACUUUACAGUUAAAUGGAAUCAACUGUAUGAUGGGGGUUGGAACAGAGAUCAAAUGUCAUCAUCUUAUUCACCUUAAAGAUACAAAUAUUACAGAAAUAUCUGUGGCUAGUAAUCGGUUGGAACUUUUUGAAGAAGGUGUGCUUCGCAAUUUUCCUAAGACGCUACAGAAAUUAUCAGUAGCUGAAAAUAAAAUGACCAUUGGUAAUUAUCUUUUAGAAAUGUCAUAUCUAAGAAAUCUUAAAGUUUAUAACAUCAGCUAUCUGAAACAUUCACCAUUAUUUCCAUAUUCGGUAUUUGACACAUGUAAAGAAAAAUCUGAAUCAAGGGAUGACAAGGUAUUCACAUGUCCCAAAUACCAGUCACCUGGGUUUGAUGAGAAAAACUUCAUAAAAUUUGAAACGUUGAAUUGGACGAUUAACCUACCUGGGCAACUUGAAGAAAUCCAUGCUCAUGACAGUAAGAUGUACUUAGACAUUCCCGAAUUUUCAAUUCAUGGCCCAAGUUUGAAAUAUCUUUAUUUCCAAAACAAUUUUAUUUUUUCAUGGAAAGGCCCAGUUCAUGCACCAAACAAUACUCUCAUAGAAAUGGACAUGUCCAACAAUUUCUGUGCACAUUUUAAUCCACCUAUACUCAGAGAUGGACAGAAAAUGAGAAAGUUAAAUCUGUCCUUUAACGAAAUUGGAAAAGCACUCGAAAAGGAUAUUGAAGGACAAACAUUUCAAUCUCUAAUUAGUUUGGAAAACUUGGAUUUAUCCUUCUGCAAGAUUUCAUCAUUACCUUCAAAUAUUUUUCGAAAUGCUCCUAAACUAAUGUAUUUAAACAUAAGCAAUAAUCAAAUAUCAAAAUGGACGGUCAAUAUGUAUCAUUUCAAUAAAUUGAUACUUUUAGACUUAGCUGAAAAUAGAUUACGAACCAUUGAAGAAGGUUCUCGCAACCAAAUGAAGACAACAUUCCAAACAACUAAUCUAAGUGUUGACUUAUCUGGAAACCAUUUGGAAUGCUCUUGUGAAAAUAAAGACUUCUUGAUGUGGGUGCAAAAUAAUAAAGAUCACUUCAUAAAUAUCAGGAAUUACAUUUGCUAUGAAAACAAAUUAAAAUUUUCAUUUAAAAAUUUAGAUGUGUCUGUGUCCUCUAUGGAGAGGGAUUGCAGAUCUUUCAUGAUUUGGUACAUAGUGGUCUCUGUCUUUUCGGCAGUUUUUUCAAGUUCGAUUAUUGGAGUUCUGCUGGUGAAAAACAAAUGGAAAAUUCGCUACCUUGUUCACAAAUCAAAACAGAAACUUCGAUUCCGAGACCGUUUGAACAGCCAUACCUCCACUAGUAUUACAUAUGAUUAUGACGCAUUUCUUUCGUACGCAAGCACCGAACGGACAUUUGUUUUAAAAGACGUGAUGCCACGUCUGGAGUCCAACUCAAGUAUUCGUCUUUUAGUGAGAGACAGAGAUUAUCUUCCUGGGACAUCAAAAUCGGACUGCAUUAUGAAUGGUCUUCAUGAAAGUAGAAGAGCAAUUUGCAUCGUUUCUAAAAGGUAUUUAAAUUCAAAGUGGCGUGACUAUGAAUUGAAUAUGGCCAAAGUGGAGGGGAUCAAAGACCGUGGACGUCUGGAUUUUGUCAUUCUGAUUCUCCUACCGGAAGUUUACAACGGUGGGUAUCCGAGUAAAAUUAUGGAUCUGGUGAAGAAAAACUGCUAUCUUGAAUAUCCUGAAGAAUCUUGUGGAUAUGAUGAUUUCUGGGAGAAACUUAUACAAAUUCUGACAAGAGGAGAUUAAGGAUUUAAGAACAUAUAUAUAUCAAAUUCAAAUUAUCAUCUUUUUAUGAGCUGUUUGUGCAUGUAUAAAACGUUUGCAAAUAUCCCGUUUUGUAUUUGAAAAAUGUAAGAAUUUUUUAAUUAAACAUAACAAUAAUGCA